AUGUUCGGCGAGCUGGUGUGUGGGCCUCCCGGAAGUGGGAAGACGACCUACUGCGAGGGGAAACGGCAGUUCCUUAGUGUCUAUGACCCAACACGGCCUGUUGCCCUUGUCAACCUCGACCCGGCCAACGAGGACGUGUUCCCGUACCCGUGCGAUGUGGAUGUACGUGAGCUGAUCUCUCACGCGCGCGUCAUGGCGGAAGAGGGGCUUGGCCCCAACGGCAGCUAUGUGUUCUGCGCGUCCGUGAUGGAGCGGAACAUAGACUGGAUCAUCACCAAAAUUGAGGAGGCAAUUGAGCGGCGCCUGCGCGAUGUGGCUGGGGCAACGACAGCAACUACGUCGUCUACAGCAGUAGCUGCAUCAUCUUGUUGCCGCGCACCCUACCUCAUUGUGGACUGCCCGGGACAGGUGGAGUUCUACAUCGGUUCGACCGUGAUGCACGCUCUCUUCAAGGCACUGCAGAAGAAGCUCUGUUGUUCGCUCUGCACUGUUCACCUCGUGGAUGCCGGCGUCGCCACGCGUGACGUUGCGACCUAUGUGUCGAGCUGCCUGCUGAGCAUCACCACUAUGAUUGACCACGAGCUUCCGCACGUCAAUGUCAUGAGCAAGUGGGACACGCUCUCGGCGGAGGACGUGGAGGAGGGGGAGGUGUACCUGCGUGCCUCACAAUUCAUGGCGGAGGACUUCGACCGCCUGUGGAAGAAGCAGCUGCGACGGCGGCGCCGUGACCACCGCAGAGCGCAGCAGUACCCCACUGGCUCGGCAAGCAGCCCCCGCGUGGACCCACAGCGGGCGGCAAGGGAUGAUGCGGAGGUGGAGGCGAUUGACCUCCAGAAGGACGGUGGGCAACUGUACCACUACAGCAAGGCUGUUAUGGACGUUGUGGAUGGGUAUGGACUGGUGGGGUUUCAGCAGCUCGACGUGCAGUCGGAGGACAUGAUGCUGCGGCUCACCCAGCAGAUUGAUGAAGCGGUUGGAAACUUUGUCUAA
Molecule: messenger RNA, 990 nt
Organism: Trypanosoma grayi
Lineage: Eukaryota; Euglenozoa; Kinetoplastea; Trypanosomatida; Trypanosomatidae
Product: cytoplasmic protein
Exons: 1
Coding region: 1-990 (329 amino acids)
Cellular component (GO): cytoplasm
Molecular function (GO): GTPase activity
Source: RefSeq, a predicted model, not a curated record